Molecule: messenger RNA, 1768 nt
Organism: Venturia canescens
Lineage: Eukaryota; Metazoa; Arthropoda; Insecta; Hymenoptera; Ichneumonidae
Product: protein artichoke-like
Exons: 2
Coding region: 120-1532 (470 amino acids)
Cellular component (GO): extracellular matrix
Molecular function (GO): protein binding
Source: RefSeq, a predicted model, not a curated record
UCGAGUGUAGAAAAAGUAGAUUUCACUAAGCCUAUAAAAGUCUUGAACGUUUAAUAGCAAGCAGCAUCAUCUUCAAGAUCGUGGUGGCUUGAAGCAGCGUAUUUGCGACUCGAGGUAAAAUGAUUGGACUCGGCAAACGAUUUUUAUUGAUCGUUAUAAUUUCAUUUCUUGGAUCGAUCGAGACCCGUCAAACGAUAGCGGAACUUUUGAGAGUAGUUCGGAGCAUAAAUUCGUACAACGAUGAGCCUGAUAUACCGAGCGGCAAGUGCGGGGAUCAGAUGAAUCAGCGCCAUGAAAUAUCAGCUUAUUUGACGCGCACAUGUGUUUCGAGGAUCGUCGAUCGCCAAUCAAUAACAAGCAACUGGCUGACUUGUCUGAGUCUACGGGACUGUCAAAUAGAGGAGAUUCGUUAUGGAUCUUUCUCAAAUAUGGCGAAUUUGUAUUACCUCGAUCUGUCGAAAAAUCGUAUACAAUAUUGUGAUUUAUUGUCUUUUGGGGGCCAUGAAAAUUUGCGAACACUCAUUGUAGAUGAGAACGGUGCUAACGGCAUAAACAAUCGUGGCUUAACGAUCAAUCGGGCUGAUUUUUUCCCACGAUUGGAGCAUCUUUACAUACGAAAAAAUUAUCUCAAUCGUUUGAGGAUCUCGAUUGGUCAAUGGUUUCCGGUUCUGACUCAUCUCUAUCUGUCAGACAAUCUUUUAACCUCGGAGUCCUUGAACGAUCUGACAAGUGUGCCGAUUUCUUUGACGCAUAUUCAUUUAGAACGUAACCGCAUACGUCGUGUGGAAUCGUCCUUAAUACGCAGCCUCCGUUACGUUUUUCUCGAUGGAAAUGCAAUAAAUUCAAUUUGCAGGACAAAUUGUUAUGAAAAUUGUGUAGAUCUUCGAGCAGCUAACGAAUUACGAUUUUUAUCGUUAUCCAAAAAUGAGAUCAGCCGGGUGGAAAUUGAUAGUUUUGUGGAUACUUGGAAUUUACGGAGUUUGAAUCUCGAUCGUAACAAGCUAGAAUCAUUCGCGAUCGGUACUUUUGAUCAGUUGCGACAGCUCGAGGAUCUUUCCUUGAGUCACAACCUUCUGAGAUACGUGCCCAUUUUACAUCACGCCACUGUGCUCACGAGUCUUACUUUGAAUUAUAAUUAUAUCGAUAGAAUUCAAACCGAUGCCUUCCGCGAUCUUUAUCGAUUGAAAUGGCUUUCCCUGAAUAACAACCGCUUGAGAAUUAUCGAGGAAGGUGCUUUCCGCAAUCUUCGGUCACUAGAAGAUCUCGAUUUGUCGAAUAAUAAGCUGGAUUACUUUUCCCCUUUGUGGAUUGACUCCGAAACUCCUCUUCGAACUCUCGAUCUCCGCAAUAACCGAUUCACCACCUACGAUCAUCUUUAUCUUCGUAAUUUAUUGUUUCUCAACGAUCUUUACAUUCAAGGCAACCCAUUGGCCCGUUCACCUUCCUGCUACGAUUUUCCUCGCAACGUCAGUGUUCACGGGGAAAAUGGUUUGAUGCUUAAUAUGAAACCAUGUCGUAUUAUUUGUACGUAAUGAAAUAAUCACUGGCGUCUUAACCGAACACCAAUCGAGAGAUAGAGCGACACAGCAAACCAGAAGAUAAAAAUCAUACGUUGAUAAAAUAUUUUUCCAACGCAUAUCUACGUUUGACUGUAAUUAAUUGUGACCUUUGACCACCAAAAAAAUGUAAUUUUUCAAUACGUAAAUCCAUGAAAAAAAUAUUUUAAAAUCCUAUAUAAUAAAAAAACCAUAAAAUUCAUUGUUCAAAA